AGUUCAAUUUGUCUUUCUCCUCAGACACAACGUAACUACUACUAUACACCCAUCAUCACAAUCUCCCAAUUAACAACGUACGGAUCGAUCGGAGCAAUGGGGAGAUCACCAUGCUGUGUUGACAAGAGUGGACUGAAGAAAGGUCCAUGGACUCCAGAAGAAGAUCAAAAACUCAUUCACUAUAUUCAAGCUCAUGGCCCUGGCAACUGGCGAACCCUACCCAAGAAUGCUGGGCUUCAGAGAUGUGGGAAGAGCUGUCGUCUUAGGUGGACCAAUUAUCUGAGACCUGAUAUUAAGAGAGGAAGGUUUUCUUUUGAAGAAGAAGAAACUAUCAUCCAGCUUCACAGUGUUCUUGGAAACAAGUGGUCGGCCAUAGCGGCUCGCUUGCCCGGAAGAACUGAUAACGAAAUCAAGAACUACUGGAACACUCACAUAAGGAAAAGGCUUCUCCGGAUGGGCAUUGAUCCCGUCACUCAUACCCCCCGCCUUGAUCUGUUAGACCUUUCUUCAAUUCUGGGUACUUCUACUCACCUAAACUUUCCCAGCUUGCUUGGCUUACAAGCAAUCCUAAAUCCCGAGCUUCUACGGCUUGCAACUAAUCUCUUCGCAUCACAAAACGAUAACAAUAUUAACCCAGACCUUUUGUCCAAUCCCCAUCUCCAAAAUCAAAAUCCUCAGAUGUUGUUAAGAAAACUUCAAGAAAGUCAACUGUUGAUUAAUGCCCCAAACUUCCAGUCUAACAACAGUGAUCAUCAGUUCCAACAUCCACUCCCACCUUGUACGACAUCAAAUAAUAAUGUUUCCCCCGCAUGUUCUGAUCUUCCCAUGCAGCCGUACAGUACGAUGAACUCGUCGAAUCUGCAGAACAACGGACAAGUGUUUCAAGAAAGCCUUCUUCAAAGCUUAGAAAACUAUAGCGGCUGUUUUGGAUCUAACCAAUCACUGAGCAACAGCAGCAACCAAAGCGGACUCGAGAAUUUCAGCUUCGAUUCAUCGGUGCUGUCCACGCCUCUGAAUUCCUCGUCCACGUUGGUGAACAGCGGCGGCGCUAACACUGAAGAUGAAAAAGAGAGCUUUUGCAGUAAUCUAAUGAGAUUCGACAUUCCAGACAGCCUUGACUUUGAAGAUCUUCUGUAGAUAUUUGUCCAGAACAACACUUCAAUAAUUCGUAUAGUAGUAUGGGAUAUGAUGCUUUAAUUUUUUAGUGUUUGUAUUUCAUUUGUUCUUGUUUUUGGUUUUGUUUACAUUGUUAGGUAUGAAUGGAGCCAUUGUUAUGUUUUUGUAUGGACCAUUCAAAGUCAUUAGCACUUCAAUUCUUAGCUAGCUAGGUUUCUGGUGUUACUGCAUACUUCAUAGGUGUACUUAAUUACUUCAUUAUGUUAAUUACAUUUCUUGUAAUUUGAUUUCUUUAGUUGAAGAUCGACAGGGUGUAUGUCAUACUAAUAAUUUAAAUA
Ipomoea triloba (trilobed morning glory) is the source of this 1454-nucleotide messenger RNA. Its product is annotated as transcription factor MYB41-like. The transcript is spliced from 3 exons. The record is from RefSeq and is a predicted model, not a curated record. Bases 97 to 1137 code for a protein of 346 amino acids. NCBI's taxonomy places the organism in Eukaryota, Viridiplantae, Streptophyta, Magnoliopsida, Solanales, Convolvulaceae.